Molecule: messenger RNA, 209 nt
Organism: Amoebophrya sp. A25
Lineage: Eukaryota; Dinophyceae; Syndiniales; Amoebophryaceae
Source: the annotation of a GenBank genome assembly
UCUGUUCCGGGUGCAGUGUCGUCCUUAAACGAUUCCGAUCAGGAGGACUUGGAUUUCCUUUUGGGAGAGGACCUUGAGGAUCCUCUCUUGGAGCUUGAACCGAAAAAACAAAAGAUCGACAGUGGAAAGGCUGCUUCCCCGUCGAGUGCUGGUUCUUCAAGUGACUCGUUGCUGCAGCAGGCCUCUCAACCAAGCCGAGGAUCGUCGAG